AUGGGCGCUGGGGGCGGCGGUGGCUGUCGAGUGCGGGCCCGCGACCAGGAACAGCUCCCCGGGCGGGCGCGCCGGCGUCGGACUUCCGAGGCGGCGGCUUCUGCCUCUGGUGCCGCCGCCGCCGGAGCUGCGGCUGCCGCGGAAGUUAAUUGGGGAAGGGGCCGGCGGGAGCUGCUCUCCGCUCGGCGGUCGCCGCGCCCGCAGUCUGGAGGCGCACCGGAGCGGCCGGGGCGCCCCCCGCGGGAGCCCAGAGCCCCCCGGAGCGCGCAUCCAGCCGUGGCUCCUUCGGCCGGGCACGCCGCGCCCGGGGGCUCAGCGGACCCCGCGUCGCCGCCGCUCCCGAGCUUGUGCGACGCGGGCUGGUCGGCGGGGCGGCGAGGGCCCGGCCCGCCUCCCCAGCGCCCGCCCCGGCUUCUCCCCCUGGCGGUGGAGCCUCAGCGGCCGCCGGCUACACUGAGCGCGCCGGAGCCCGAGCCGAGCCGAGCCCGAGCCGCCGCCGCCGCCGCCGCCGCCACUGCUGCGCGCCGCUCCCAGGCUCCCUCCCAGCGCGCCGGCCGGGGUGUGGGGGGCGGCGGGCCGGAGGGACGAGGGCGGGCGAGAGGCGCGCGCUGGGAUUGGCGCCGAAGACCGGACCCUCAGCCGCUAGGGGACAUUGCACGUGUCUGCUCUUGUAAGACUUUGGCUGCAGAACCCAAGUGUGAACCCUGCUCGGGGUCUGGAGAAGAUCAAAGGGGAGCCUGCAUGUGAGAUCUCUUUGGAAAUCCUGAAGCACUCUGUGAAUGAAAAGGCUCAUCCUCGUACAUUAAGGGUGAACAUUCAUGGCCCGACUUUACUCUCUGACAUUCUUUCCCAAAACGUAUACAUUUAUUCUAGUCAUGAGAAAACAUGAGACCAAACUGAGGGGCAUUCUACAAAACUUCUUCCUGGUUCCCUUCAAAACUGUAAGAUCGUGAAAGACAAGAAAAGACCAAGAAACAAUCAUAGCUUGGAGAAGGAGACUUGUGUACUAGAUUCAAUGUCGUAUCAUAGAUUGGACCCUGGAAAAGAAAGAAAAUUGGUAGAAAAACUGAGGAGAUCCAAAUAAGGUCUGAGUAUCGUACCAAUGUUGAUUUCUUAAUUUCAAUCAUUGUUUCAUUGUUAUGUAAAAUGUUAACAUCAUAUGAAGCUGGAUGAAGGGUAUAUGAGAACUCUAUAUUAUAUGUGCAGCUCUUCUGUAAAUAUACAGUUAUUUCUAAAUAAAGCUAAUGAUGGGAAAAAAUCAUGACCUGGGUAAUAGAUACCUUUUCUAUCCUAUGGAAAAAACCCUACUAUGUGCAUCCACCUGCUUUGUGACAUGCAAAAGGGGGGGGAAAUGGGGAUGGUAAAAAAUCUUUUUCUAGAUAAAGAUAAAAGCUUUACUUUCAAGUGUUUUUUCUUUUGCAGAAUAAAAAAAAUUAUUUUGGAUGUUGUAA
Molecule: messenger RNA, 1451 nt
Organism: Felis catus (domestic cat)
Lineage: Eukaryota; Metazoa; Chordata; Mammalia; Carnivora; Felidae
Product: transcription initiation factor TFIID subunit 4-like
Exons: 5
Coding region: 1-747 (248 amino acids)
Source: RefSeq, a predicted model, not a curated record